UGAAGAGAUUUGUGAUCGUGGUGGGCCUGGUGAAGCUAGUGCUCGAGAGAUUUGACAAGUCCAGGUGGUGGGGAUGAUGUAGCUGGUGAUUUGGGUACAAGGGGAAUUGGGGUUUCUGUUGGUGAAGCAUCAUCAAAUGACAGAUUGGAGACGGAGGUUGAAGGGCCUGUUGCGGAGGAGAGCGUGGAGAAAAAUAAGGAGGUGGUUGGAGGUGAGGCUGAGGGUGAUGUAGCUGAUGAAAAACCUUCAAGAAAAGUUGAUUCUGUGAAUCAUGAGGUUCAAAAUUUGGGAAUUGGAACUGGGGUUGAAGAGUUUAAGGCAAUUAUGAGUUUAACAGGUGGAGAAACCCAAAUCCCUCACAUGGAGGAGACAGUGGCGGGUGCUGGGGAAGAGGACCUGGAGAGAGGACUUCUUGGGGAUAAUGUUGAGAGAGGUAGUGGAAUGGUUGGUACUGCAGGAAGUGAAGCACAGGGCAAAGGAGCCGAAAACGGGGUAGAAUCUUCUGCAGUGGUGUCUGGUACUUUGGAGAGAGAAACACAAGUUGUGGUGGAAGUUGUUACAGAGAAUAAAAAUUAUUUAGGAAAAGAAUUGGAUAAGAAUGCUAGGCAAGAUAGUGAAUCGAACGGUGCUAGAGAUGAUGCACAUCAAGUUGUGGAGACGCAGAGAUUGGGGGUUUUGGAUGAUGAAAUAUGGAAUCCUGGUAUUGAAACUGCAGAUGCAGGUUUUGCUGCAAUCUUGGAAGAGUCCAGUGCACCUGCCCAGGUUGUUGAGGAGGAUGCAGUGGUGGUUAGUGAAGAGGCUUUGGAUUCCCAAAAAAAUACUACUAGUAGCCCGGCUGUAGAGGGUAUUUCUUCUAGUUCAGAAGAAAAACAAAUUCCAAUGGCCGAGACAGAUGAUGGAGGAACUGGAAAAGAUGCUAUUGUUAAUGCUAACCCUAAUUCCCUGGAUGAACAAGUUCCAGUUGCUGUUAGGGGGGAAGUUUCAGCGACGGAUCAAGGGGAAUAUAUGUGUACCACCAUGGAAGGUAUGGAUACUGAUACUUUCGAUGAAAAUUUAAGUUUUUCACUGGAAGAACUGCAGGGACAUGUGGAGAAAGCCGAUGGAAGCACUGAAAAUCACUGCAAUGUUUGUGCAGAUUCAACAUCCUCUUUUCAGCCAACCCAGGUGGUUGGAGGUGAAGACGUGGCAAUGGCCAGAAAGGUGCAUCCUAAUUUUGAGGAAGCCCAACAGUUGAAGCUGGAAGAGAAUUUAGAUCAGGGAACUGCUCUUGUUGGUUCAAAUAUAGAACAAAUGAAUGGAAUUGAAAAACAAGUUGGUAAUGCUAAAUUGGAUGGGAUGUUAUCUUGCUCUGGAAAUAUUCAGAACAAUAAGGAUGAGACACUGUGCACGGGCAGUGAAUUAGAUACCCAAGUCUCUGGCAGAGAGAACAAAAUUUCUUCCAUGGACAAUAAGGAGGCUUUAAAUGAUGCCAAACCAGAUAAUUCAGAUGGAAGGAAAGAGAUAUUAAUUCAAAAACAUCUGACAGAGGUUGUGACGGAUGGUGGUAGCGCUGAAAAUCAAAGAAAUGCAUGUUUGGAUUCAACAUCUACAGUACAAACAGCACUUGAGGUUGUUAGUGGUGAGGCUAUGACUGUGGAUGACAGUCCAAAAUAUGCGAAUGUGGAAGUUCCACGUCUGCGCUCUUCUGAUGUUGAUGCUACUCUAUCCUGCUCAGGAAAUGAGCAGAGCUUUAAUGCCGAGGUAGUUUGUGGAAGUACAGAAAUGGAUAUCCAAGUCAUGAAUGGGGGUGAAGUUGCUCCAAAGGACAGUAAACAAGUUCUGGAUUCCAAUGUUGGAGGUCUGGAGCCCGCUGAUUUUUAUGAAGUUGAUUCAACUGCAGGGCAAGAAAUGCAAGUUGAAGAACAAGUUAUUGAUGCCGAGCAGGUUGAUUUGCAUGGAGCAGAGGAAAUGGAAGUUGAAGAACCAGAUAGUGAACAGGGUGCUAUACAUGGAGCAGAGGAGAAAUUUGUUAAACGGACAACUGUGAAGGCUGGAAACUUAGUGAAAUCCCAUCAAGCUAGUUAUCAGUUGUCCCUAGAGGAUAAAGGAGAGUUUGAUGUGUUUGAUUUGGUCUGGGGUAAAGUGAGGAGCCAUCCAUGGUGGCCUGGACAGAUUUUUGAUCCUUCUGAUGCAUCUGAGAAGGCGAUGAAGUAUUAUAAGAAGGACUGUUUUCUGGUAGCAUAUUUUGGGGAUCGAACAUUUGCUUGGGUUGAUGCAUCUCAGCUAAAGCCCUUCUAUUCACAUUUCUCCCAGGUAGAGAAGCAGAGCAAUGCAGAAGUAUUUCAGAAUGCUGUCAAUUGUACUCUAGAAGAAGUCUCCAGACGUGUGGAGUUGGAGCUAGCUUGCUCUUGCAUACCAAAGGAUGCUUAUGAUGAUAUCAGAUUGCAAAUUGUUGAGAAUGCUGGAAUCCGACAAGAGUCGAGUGUGAGAGAUGGGGUAAAUGAAUUUGCUGGUGUUCAAUCUUUUCAACCUGAUAAAUUAGUUGAAUAUAUGACAGCAUUAGCACAGUCUCCAUCUUCUGGGGCUGACCGACUUGAGCUUGUGGUAUCUAAGGCUCAGUUGUUGUCCUUCUAUCGUUUAAAGGGGUAUUAUCAGCUACCUGAAUUCCAAUUUUGUGGAGGUUUGGUAGAAAACGGUGUGGAUGCUUUUCACUUUGAGGACAAGAUGGAUGCAACUACUUUUAGUAAGGAUGAUGAGCUUAUUCACUCUGGCCAGGAGAUUUCUGGAACUCAAAGAAGCUCAUAUCAUAAGCGUAAACACAAUUUGAAGGAUAGCAUAUACCCUAGAAAGGAGAGAAGCUUGUCUGAGUUGAUGAGUGGUUCAUUUGAUUCUCUAGAUGACGAUGAAUUCGGUACUAGCAAGGUGGUUUCACCAUCUUCUGGAAAGAGGCGGAAGGUGGUUGAUUCUACUGGUGAUGACUCAUUGCAAGAUGUGAGAAAAACUAUUUCCCUUGCAAAAGUAUCUGCCACCCAAUCUCACGUUCCUAAACCAUCCUUCAAAAUAGGUGAAUGCAUACGUAGAGUUGCUAGCCAAAUGACCGGGUCUCCAUCUAUCCUGAAGAGUAAUAGUGAGAGGUUGCAGAAAUUUGAUGGAGAUGGAGCGGAUGUUUCAUUUGAGAAUUUUGAGGAUGCAGAAGGAAAGAAAAGGAUUCUUCCUGCAGAUUAUUCGUCACUAGAUGAUUUGCUAUCUCAACUUCAUUUGGCAGCACGAGAUCCCAUGAAAGGAUACAGUUUUCUGAAUACUAUUACUGGUUUCUUCUCUGAUUUCAGGAAUUCAAUAAUUUUAAGCCGGCCUGUGGAUAAAGCAGGUGGUAAAAGGAAAAAAUCUUCUCACUCGAUUAUUGGGUCUCCAGAAACUUUUGAAUUUGAGGAUAUGAGUGACACUUAUUGGACAGACAGGGUAAUCCAAAAUGGUGCUGAAGAGCAACCAUCAAGUAGAAAUGGCAGAGGAUAUCAAAUUGUUCCUGUUGAACUGGGGAAACCUGCUCAAAAGAGUCGUAGAUUAUCUUCUAGGAAGCAACAUUCUGUUGCCAAUCAGGAUCUGGCCCCUCCAAAACCGCCUGGCUAUGUCGAUGAGAAUUCACCUGCAGAACUUAUAUUGAACUUCCCUGAGGUAGACUGCAUUCCUUCAGAGACAAACCUGAAUAAGAUAUUUAGGCGCUUUGGACCAUUGAAGGAAUCUGAGACAGAAAUUGAUGAGGAAACUAGCCGUGCCAGAGUGGUUUUUAGGAAAUGUUCUGAUGCAGAAGUUGCUUCCAGUAGUGCUGCCAAGUUUAAUAUCUUUGGAUCAAUGGUUGUAAAUUAUCAGAUCAGCUAUAUUGUAUCUGUACCAUUUAAAACUUCACCCAUUGUCACAACCUUAGGUGAGGAAUAUGCAACGUGAUGUCCAAACGUGCAAUUUGAGUUUUGAUGUGAACUUCAGGAAAGAGCCGACCCUAAAGGAUAUAGGCGGAAACAGUGCUGAUGAUAACAAUGCUAAAUGGCAUAUGCUGAUUAAACUGGCCGCUAGAGAAGGUAACCAGACUCUUAGUUCAUCUAGUUAUCCGCUAUUUCUACGCUCGGGAUUUGUCUUUUGUUGAGUUAAACUCAGAUUCCUGAUGUUAUGUCGUUAGAAAUCGGUCAGUGUAAUAUAUUAACUAUGCUGUUCUUGAGGAUUAAAGAUUCCAUUGCAAAUCAUAUUGCAUAUCUAUCAUUUUCUGCUUGA
Molecule: messenger RNA, 4242 nt
Organism: Pistacia vera
Lineage: Eukaryota; Viridiplantae; Streptophyta; Magnoliopsida; Sapindales; Anacardiaceae
Exons: 2
Coding region: 325-3921 (1198 amino acids)
Source: RefSeq, a predicted model, not a curated record